AUGACCCCCCCAAAGAUGCCCCUUCGGGCUGAUGAAGAGAUGGGCAAGAAAGAUGACGACCAUCGACCAUCCGAUCAAGCGCGCUUCCUACCUCUGCGCCACCGAGCAAUGCCUCGGCCUCGCCGAAUACUGUUCGCUAUCAUUGCUCUUGUUCUCGUCUAUGAGUUCUUCAAGCACAUGCCGACGGACCUGGGACCGGCCGUCGAUCGGUAUAACCCUGCGAUUGCGAAACUACGAGAAGAAAGCCUUGCCAAAUGGACUGGCUCAGAUAAGCCACCGGUUGUUCUCAAGCCAGACACUGUGCUACCAGACAAUUUGCCUCCAGUCAAGGUGUUGGAAUCGAAUCAAAAAGAGGAAGCUUACGAUGGGAUGAUAAAGUUCUACGAGUUGCCCCACUCUCUUCCUCGCUAUAAGUAUUCACAGAAAGCUCCCAGCCGCGCAGUUGUGUUUGCAGCUUCAAGUCUCCGCAGUGUGUCGGAUCUUUUGCCCUUAGCUUGUCGGAUGGCUGGUGAGCGGUUGAACCACGUGCAUUUCGCACUUAUGGGAAAGGAUGAGGUUUCGAUUGAAGGUAUCAAGGAAGUCAACGGAAUCAGAGAUAGUGAAUGCCUGAUGACAUGGCACGAUGCUCGGCCUGACCAUGCACUCAAAUCUACCGAUGACCGUAUGAAGCGGUCUGUGAUGGGGGGACUGCAAAACAUACAAACCUACAUCAGCCCGGAGGUUAUCAUUACACAAGGUCAGGGCUGGGAGGAUUCCUUUUUCUGGGACGGGGUCGAGGUCUAUUCUCGAGAAGACGGCAUCCCUCACGUUGCUUUCUCCACUGCAUCGAGAGACCUUAUGUGGAUAGCCUCGCUGGAUAGCGAAGCUCUUCAAUCGUGGAACAAGAUACAAAUCGAAAUGGUGGUACAUGCACCAUCCGAGUCUUCUGGGUCUUUGAUCCGGCUUAUGCAAUCAUUGGAUGCAGCCGACUAUUUGGGAUCGGUUCCAAGCUUGACAAUAGAGCUCCCUCAGCGGGUAGAUCCACAUUUGCUUCAGUUUCUACAACAUUUGGACGGGUUGACCCAGCUUCCUGGCCGACUCACUAUUCGGCGGCGCAUCCAACCAAACAUGGACACAGCAGAAUCAUCGCUUCGAACCGUCGAGUCAUUCUAUCCACGGGACCCUGAGGUGACACAUUUGCUUCUGUUAUCUCCACAGACCGAGCUCGCACCAUCGUUCUACCACUACCUGAAGUUUGCUGUGCUGAACUACAAACAAUCUGCCCGGGCCAAGCGCAUAUUUUCCAAUAUGAUCGGUAUCUCACUCGAACUGCCAUCAUCCAAACCCACGGCUGACAGCCCGUCUUUCAACCCACCGCCCAUGAAUGUUGAAGGCAAAGAACAGUUCCUUCCCUCGUUCCUGUGGCAGGCCCCCAAUAGUAAUGCAGCUUUGUAUUUUGGAGAUGCAUGGGCGGAAUUCCAUUCCUUUGUGGCCAACCGCCUGUCGACUCCAGAAUCCGCGACGGCCUCCCAAACAAAGUUGAUCUCAGAGAAGUAUCCUGCCUUUAUGGAACACAUGCUCGAGAUGAUCCGUGCAAAAGGGUAUUAUCUCCUGUAUCCAUCAUUCCCGGGUAUCAAAUCUUCGUCAAUUGCCACAGUACACAACGAGCUAUAUCAACACCCAGAAGAAUUCGGAGGCACCAAUCUCGCCACCUCGGGUGAAGAAGCCACUCAAGCCAUCAAUGAUCCUACUCAGCCACUUACAGGUGGAGAUUCUACCGACUUGGGAUCUAUUGAAAAACCACUGAACCACGCAUCAACUAUCAUGCCACUGCUUGACUUGUUCUCUUCCGGUCUUCCCGAUCUUGAUGCUUUGCCUCUGCUUUCAUAUGACGGAGAGGGGUUAACGGCCGCGGCAUACACCAAACAGAAGGAAGAAUAUGCCAAGCAGUUUCGAACUAAUUACGGAGGAUGUACCAGAGAUAGCAAGAUUGAUGAUCCCUCGGCAGACCUAUUAUUUUGUAUUCAAGACUGA
Molecule: messenger RNA, 2013 nt
Organism: Penicillium robsamsonii
Lineage: Eukaryota; Fungi; Ascomycota; Eurotiomycetes; Eurotiales; Aspergillaceae
Exons: 3
Coding region: 1-2013 (670 amino acids)
Source: RefSeq, a predicted model, not a curated record